This is a messenger RNA of Fonsecaea monophora, 1731 nucleotides long. RefSeq lists its product as hypothetical. The record is from RefSeq and is a predicted model, not a curated record. The transcript has a single exon. Bases 1 to 1731 code for a protein of 576 amino acids. Gene Ontology annotation, biological process: lipid storage. Gene Ontology annotation, cellular component: lipid droplet. NCBI's taxonomy places the organism in Eukaryota, Fungi, Ascomycota, Eurotiomycetes, Chaetothyriales, Herpotrichiellaceae. Gene Ontology annotation, molecular function: lipase activity.
AUGCGGCCGCUCGAAUCACAAUUGUCGGCCAAUAUCUUUCUGCAUGUGCCACCGCUGGGCCAGAAGCAGAAGCAGCAGCAGCAACAGCCAUGGGCGACACAGACGUUGGGGAGGAGGAAACCGGGGCGGAAACUCGUCUUCUUCAUCCCGGGAAAUCCUGGUUUGAUCGGAUAUUAUCGUCCGUUCCUGGCCCUGGUUGUUCAGGGGCUACGGGGUGGGCGAGAAGACGAGAGCGGUGACGGGCGCGUGGAAGGUGCAGAGGCCGUGGUCGCGGGGUUUAGUCUGGGAGGAUUCGACGUCGACGAGAUCAUCAAUGAUGAUGAUGAUGAUGAUGCGGAGGAGGGGAAACCUUGGCGAAAUGACGGGAACGUCAGAAAGGGAGGAAAAGGGGUACAGCAGGAGGAGGAGGAGGAGGAAGUUGGUGGUGGUGGUGGCGGUGGUAGUGCUCAUGACGACAAAGGUCAUGAGGAUGGAGACAGGAGCGACGAGGAGGACACAAUCCCCGUGCAGAGGUUUCGUGUGCCAGCCGGGGAAGACAAGGAACUGCUGCUCUGUCCGCCCUCAUUCUCACCUGGAUCUUUCCACGACGAGCGACACGAGAAACGGCGUGAAAGGCACCCGACAACACAGCGGCAGCGUAAAGUCUACACGCUCCGCGAACAGAUCGUGCUCACCUAUGCGCGGGUGGAAUACCUGGUUCAAAGACUACAAGACCGAAAAAGCCCAUCCACGCACAUCUCGGAGCAAGAGCCCGUCCAGGUCGUCCUCAUCGGCCAUAGCGUCGGGGCAUACAUUGCCCUGGAACUCGUGAGGCUGUGGCAUGAAAGACAUCAUCAUCGACAACAGCACCAGCACAUCUCACUGGAUACCGCCGCAAAUCCGAGUGAGAAGGGCGGCGGCGACGACGACGACAUGUCGACACUGGCAACGGACUCGUCCGAGUCUGGGACCAAAAUACCUCCAGCGUCCAGCUGGGCGAUAUCGACAUGCAUCCUCCUGACCCCAACGAUCCAAGACAUCCACCUCUCCCCGUCUGGCCGCGUCGCCACGCCCGCUCUCACCUACCUGCCCUUCCUCCCAAGCCUAGCACACACGCUCCUUCACACAGUCCUCCUAAAGCUCCUCCCCUCGAUGUGGUUCGCCGCGCUCGUCUCGCGGUUGACGGGUAUGCGGGCAGGGAGCCACGGCUUCGAGACCACGAUGGCGUUUCUGCAGAGCAAGCGGGGCGUCAAACAGGCCUUGUUCAUGGCGAGGGGGGAGAUGGACGAAAUCAGAUGCGAUACCUGGGGACAAGAGGUCUGGGGGGCGAGCCACAACCACAGCCACAGCGACUCGUGGAACGCAGAGGAUGAACGUGGCGCGAGCACGACUAGUCCGAGACUGUUCUUCUGGUUUGCAAAAAAAGACCACUGGGUCGCCGAUGUCACAAAGGAAGCAAUCUUCCAACGCAAACCUGCCAACGUUGGUGUGCAGAGGGAUCGCUUAGCCAGACAUCGAACCAACAUGGAACUUUCAGAGACUGAAGAAGAAGAUUUCAUGGAAGAUCAGGCGGGCAGCACGACGAGGCAGGCACCGAGAUUUCGGAUUCUGGAAACGGAACGUCUGGUUCAUGCGUGGUGCUUAGACCAGAGCGAGUUUGUGGCACGUCGUGUGAGCGGCUGGCUGAGGGAAGUUUUGGAUGCAGGAGGCUGCAUGCUCCACGAUGGGCGCCCUUCCUACUACCAGUAUUAG